UAAUUAAUGUGGGUGGGCCGAGGGCGCACAAACGGCUGUUUAUCGGAGACAAUUUAUUUUCCAGCGCUAAGUCAACAUAUAAUCGCAAACUUACAACAAUUAUUUCACAUUUCCUCCCGCCCCCCCUUCUUCUUCUCCUUUCUCUCUCUCCCCUAUCCACCCCCCUUGGGGGGAAAAAGCGCUAUGAAGCAGCGACAGGAGGGGAAGAGCCCAAAGCGAGGCGAGCAGGGACGGGCGCCACCACGAUCCUCGCAGCGCAGGCAGAUCUGGGGGAGUCCUAGAGGGAGCCCCACUUUCCCUUAGCCCUGGCAAGCCCGAGUCACUUCGGAUCUGCCAUGAGCCAGCUGUACAGAGGCUCCCUCCCCGCUGCCCUGGGCAGCUCCCCCAUGGUAUACCUGUACGGGACAGAGCGGGGAGGGCUCCCCGGGGCUCUGGGCUUCGCCUCGGCGGGGGUGCUGUCGCGGCAGGAGCCUCCGCAGAAGCCUCCAUACAGCUACAUCGCGCUGAUCGCCAUGGCGAUCAAGGAAGCGCCGGAGCAGAAGGUGACGCUCAACGGGAUCUACCAGUUCAUCAUGGAGAGAUUCCCGUUCUACCACGACAACAAGCAGGGCUGGCAGAACUCCAUCCGGCACAACCUCUCGCUCAACGACUGCUUCGUCAAGGUCCCCCGGGAGAAGGGGCGGCCGGGCAAAGGGAGCUACUGGACGCUGGACCCCCGGUGCCUCGACAUGUUCGAGCACGGGAACUACCGGCGGAGGAAGAGGAAGCCCAAAGCAGCGGGGAGCGCCGUCGGUGGAGAGGAUGCCGAGGGGAUGGAGAGGGACGGAGAAGCCUCUUCUGGUGGUGGUGCAGAGGCGCCUGAGGAGCAAGGCAAGAGGCCUCGGGAGAGCCACCGCCAUUACCAUCAUCACCACCACCAUCUCCUCACCACUAGCUCCGCCGUCGAGGAAGACCUGGCGCCAACUUUGGGCAAGGAUGAAGACUCCAGGGUCAGGCUGGACCUCGCGAAGGGAGGAGAGAAAGGAGGAGGGAACGGCCCUGGAUCAGGCCCAAGCGGACUCCGCCAUCACCUCCAGGUGACCCCGUCCGGAUGCGCGACUAUUAGAAGCCACUCGGCGCGCCCCGAGUCUUCCCUGAAGGAUCACGCGCUGGUCGAGGGAGAGGGCGCCUUGGGGCAUGCUGGGGCGAGGCUCCCCCAGGAAUCGGCACCUUCAGGGGCACCCGCAGCCAACCCGGCGGACCCCGACGCCCCGAGGAGUUCCGCUAAGCCUCAGAGCUUCAGCAUAGACAGCAUCCUCUCCAAGAAAGCCCUCCACAGGCCGGCCAAAGGCAUCUCCAAACUGGACGGCCUCGCCGGCGAUUGCUUCCUCGCCGGCGCCGAGACGCGCACGGCUUUCAACGCUUCGCUGGUGCUAGAUUCCCAGAUUCAAGGGAGAUUUUACCAGCUGGGAAUCCCUUUCCUGUCUUACGUGCCUCUCCGCUUCCCUGAGACGGUGUUUCACUUCCAGUAAACCCGCCCUCGACGGCCGCUCGCUUCUGAGUCGGUUCCGAAGACGCUGCGAAACCAAGGAGACGUCGGACAGGUGGGUGGCUCAGUAUGCCUGCCGAGAGAGACUGGGAUGGGAUUCUCACAUGCAGUGUCUAACCCGGGUCAGCCCUCUCAAGUCUUCCUCUCCACCCUCCAAAAAACAGCGGAAAUCGUCUGUCUUGAUCUCUGGAAUGUAAACGCCUGUUACGGUACUCCUUUACUUCGAAGUCAGCUCAGCUGAUUGCUUUCACUUCGAGUCAUUUUCACUUUCGAGCUCGAAGACGAUCUUCGGGAAGCGCCGCGGCUUGCUUAACUGCUUUGCGGAUCGCGCCUCCAAAGGGACUUGGGGAGUCCCCCACCCACCCACUUGCUUGCUUGAUAAUGUAUGAACCCUCGAGCAUCGCAAUAACUUGCUAGGUGGUACGACCCGGUGCCCACUUUCCUGGGGAAACUUUCCUUUCGAUUAAAGCGUGCCUAGGAUUGCGUUGCGAGGCUGAGACCUUAAGCAAACUGGGCUCAGCAGUCCAUCUCACGAAAACGCUGCGUGGGAUUUACUUCUGAGUAAACAGAACAUGCAAAGCACAUUCUGGGCAGCGGGAUUUCAGUUUUCUCUUCAUCUCUUUCCCUCCCCGGUUCUGUGCCUCUCUCAUUCUUUGAUUCCAGUCGUUUUUGCAUGUCUGAUUUGAUAGCCUCUGGCCUCCGAAGAAAUGGCACCUAAUCGUUUCGUUCAAAGUGACCGUCGACGUUUUCUAAAAUGGGAAAGAAAGUGCCGUAGAAUUCUGAAUGAAUACGAAUACAGCUGUUUUCUAAAUAAUAAUAAUAACAAUAAUAAUGCAUGCUGAAUUGACUUCCCCCCCUACACACACACGCACACAGGCGCGCAGCUCUAGGUGGGGGUCAUUUCAGACGGUUUGCUUUUCAAUUGCGUGUCUCUGUUUAGACAGAAAACAUCGCACAUGGUGCUUUUUGGGGGGCGGGGGGUGAGCUGUCUGCAUCUCAAACUGGACCUCGUUAGAGUCACUAACAAAACAACUGACCACUCUAAAGAACCCCCACCUGAAGCCCUGCUUAAAGGAAAGCUAGGGAAACCCUCCAGAAAUAUGAAUAAACACUUUCUCCUAGCUUUUAAUAAUAAUAAUAUUUUUUUUAAAAAAUCUGAAGUUACAUCAUAGACAAUCUUUUAUUCUUGCUAUAAAUAAACAAGGCUCUCUUUUGUAUAUUAGUCAUAAAAUAUCUUUAUGAUUUUUUUGCAUAAAAACCUAUUUUUUUGAAUUUUCAUUAUGAAACAAAAACCUAUAUUCAAUAAAAUAUUUUGUC
This is a messenger RNA of Podarcis lilfordi (Lilford's wall lizard), 2845 nucleotides long. Lineage: Eukaryota; Metazoa; Chordata; Lepidosauria; Squamata; Lacertidae. The record is from the annotation of a GenBank genome assembly.